Anopheles coustani is the source of this 485-nucleotide messenger RNA. RefSeq lists its product as uncharacterized. The transcript has 2 exons. The record is from RefSeq and is a predicted model, not a curated record. The coding region runs from base 195 to 401 and encodes 68 amino acids. Lineage: Eukaryota; Metazoa; Arthropoda; Insecta; Diptera; Culicidae.
AUUCAGAUUGUUUUUAUUUCUUAAGUUCACUCAGGUACUUAAAAUCCUUCUAGCAAAGGCUGGGAAAAGUGUUACGUUAAAGUAAAACACGAAAAAACAGUUGGCGGACCCGCGCUACCAUCCAUACCCGGUAAAGAAACGGUUCGCCGGCAGCAGGACCAACAAACAACCCGACACAUCCACCGCAAUCAACCAUGGCUAAGCUCAGAAUGUUCAUUUCGAAAAAUCUCGUCACCAUCGUGAUGGUACCGUCUUUGAUUGGACUGCAUUAUGCUUGGGAUUCGCUGCAGCGCAACAAGGCACUCGUUUCGGAAGAGGAGCGCAAAGAUCUACCAAUCGUUAUAGCCACUAAAGCAUUAUGGAAGAGUGUGGCCGGCGAACAGGAUGCCUCACGGGACUAAAAACCACCGGCAGCAUAUCGGCUACAGAACAUAUGUAUAGACAAACAACAACAAAGCUGUACAGGAUGAUAAAGGAGAGAGGCA